GGAAAACAAAAAAUCUGCAGCUAAGAGAUUUCUACAACCUGGUGGUGAUGUUUCAGUAAGUCAGUGGUGGCAAGAGGAUAAAAUUUCAUGAGAAUGUCUACUUGUGUUUCUGAGGAGAAUUUGAUUGUGACGACACAAGAAGUUAAGGAUGAUUCCGAAAUGGCACCGGGGGAUGUAGUAGCUACAUCAUCAAAAAGUGUCUCUACGGAAGCUUUAACCUUGGGAGAUCUUAUGUCAAUGGAAGAUUCCCAAAGCUCACUCAACAACAGCAACACUCAUGGACCUGAAGAAGACCGUGAAACAGAACAUGAGAUAACAGAGGAAUCAAUGGAAGAUUCCCAAAGGUCACUCAACAAUAGCAACACUCAUGGACCUGAAGAAAACAUAGAGCGUGAAACAGAGGAACCAAUAGUAGAGAGCUUGAGAUUUCUAUUAUCUAAAAAUGUAGAAUCAGAGAGUCAAGGACUAGAAAAUGUGAUUGAGGAGCCUUGCCAUCACGAUCUCUUCUCAAGACGUCCAGCUCGUAUGACUAACUCUAGACCAACCUCAGCUCGUAUGAUUGACUCCGAACCAACCUCAGUCUCGGGAUUCCGCUCAGCUCGUUCUGAAGGAAGCUCAGUCAGCGCAAGCUCCUUCGGUUUCCCAAUCUUGCAAUCAGAAAGGAACAUCAGUACUGUAAGAAAGAGGACAAAACGUGGAAAGGAGAAAGGGUGGAGGCGUUACUCUCUUCGUCUCUGUUGUAGGUUCUGAUGCAGUACUCUGCCUUUCUCGCAGAGAGUUUCUUUACCUUUAUAAGUUCUAUUCAGGUUACUGAUCAUUCAAAAACUCAUGACGAGUGGUUUAGUAAACCUAUCUUCUGUAUGCCUCAAAUACUUCAUCGUGGCUUUAUAUAUAUCUAUGCUUUUUUUCCUUUCUUUUUCAGUUUCACGCCUUGCUUCAGUCACAAGGUACA
Molecule: messenger RNA, 952 nt
Organism: Camelina sativa (false flax)
Lineage: Eukaryota; Viridiplantae; Streptophyta; Magnoliopsida; Brassicales; Brassicaceae
Biological process (GO): regulation of asymmetric cell division
Source: RefSeq, a predicted model, not a curated record